This is a messenger RNA of Vitis vinifera (wine grape), 1590 nucleotides long. RefSeq lists its product as uncharacterized. Bases 861 to 1085 code for a protein of 74 amino acids. NCBI's taxonomy places the organism in Eukaryota, Viridiplantae, Streptophyta, Magnoliopsida, Vitales, Vitaceae. The record is from RefSeq and is a predicted model, not a curated record. The transcript has 3 exons.
CAAAAAACUAAAACAAGGACGCUCUUAUCCUUGGCGCUUUUGAAAAAGCAUGAUUGUUUAGUUAGAUAUACUAAAAUGUUGGCGCUUGUUUACCAUGGCGCCUCUAUAAGCGUCAUUGAACUGUAUAAGUUUAAAGACGUUGGCACUUAUUUUAAGUAUCAUUGUAUACAUAUUUCAAUAGGCAUCCUUAACGUCGAAGAACGCCAUGUUCUUUCUUACAUAGUAUAUGUAAUAUAUUUCCCAUUCCCUCCAUAUGAUUUGUUGCACACGCCAAAGACAUAUUUCGCACUCAUACAAGCCUUAGAAGACCAGUUGUGAGUAUCAAAACCCUUAAAAGACCUAAACCCUUAAAGCAUAAAAAACCCUAAGCCUUCACUCUCGUUGAAAACCCUAACCUUUGAAAGAGUAUUGUAUUCACACCCCGAUCUACAAUUAUUCUUUUGUCAAGAAUGAAAUCUCGUAGAUCUGAGCAGCAACAAGGCAAGAGACAAUUUUGGGGUGAUACAUCACAUCGUGAAAUGACGAUAUGUAAUUAGUUAGCCGCCAGAGCUGUUUGGGGGUUUUCGUUUUCAAGAUCCUGCUUCAAUCUCCUCUAUGAAGCAGCCAGAAAAUGUGGGGCUUUUCGUUCCAAGGCCGACUUGAAUCUAAUAUGCAUCUGGUUAAGAAGGUUUAUUUUAGGGUCAAUAUAGUUCGAAUCAAAGGACCAGCUGAAGAGAAGAGUCCAUGGGUUGGAAGAAGAUUGGAUGUUUUCGUUCUCUUGAAAAUAGGGUCUUCGACAAGGCUUCCAUAAAAUGCAACAGACGAGAAUUAGUCACUAACUUUGAGCCAAGCAUUGAAUGAGAGAUCCUUCCCAAUAGAUAAUGGAGAUUGAGAACUCUACUUCAGCAACACUAGGGGUUCAUCUAACAUAUGGCCUGACAAUGGCAUCUUAUCGCCCUCAUAUUUGGAGUGGUGCAAAUUAUCCUGUCUUUACUAUCUAUAAGGAUCAUGAGAACCCCCCUCCUAGCAAUCAUAUAAUUGCACAUCACAGGGAUGCAAGCAGUGCCAAGGACUUAGAUCAAUCACAAAAGAGACUGAAGACAUAAAACUAGUACGCCAUGCCUAAGUCUCUACUUUCACAUUUUUUUCCUCCAUUUAUUUUUAAGUUUUUUUUUCUAUUGGGAUAUACACGUAUUAUUCCUGCUUCACCAACUAAUUUUCUGUACAUGCUAUACUUCUUGUUUUGUUGAUAUUUCGUGCUAUUCAUGGGAUUGUAUUAAGAGAUGUUCCUUUCUUGUAGUUGCACUUUAGAUUUUUGUUCAGUGGCUGCCAUUGUCUGUAAUUAGGUUGUCUAAAAAAAAUUGAUGAUGAUGAAAUAGUAGAAAGCAACGACUUUAAGCUUGUAUCCCUUGUAUUUUAAUGCCACUAAUGAGAGUUGCUUAUCAUUCUGAACAUGUUUUAUUGAUGUGUGGCCAAGCAUCUUCCAACAUUUCUAUGAAGUACACUCUAAUUUAAAUAAAUGUGGGAACCACAGUUUGAUGGUUGAAGCUGAUGAGAAGCAUCUGUAUUUGGACCGAGAACAGGUUAAGACAUGUCAAAACUAGAGUUGAA